Molecule: messenger RNA, 173 nt
Organism: Racocetra fulgida
Lineage: Eukaryota; Fungi; Glomeromycota; Glomeromycetes; Diversisporales; Gigasporaceae
Source: the annotation of a GenBank genome assembly
AUGGUUUGUUUUGAUUGUCAUGGCAAGUUAAUCAUCGGUAUCGAUAUAGCAGCAAAAGAAGUAAAAGUAAAACUUAGUCAUGAUAUUCAACAUGAAAAGCCUAUAGACGUUUCAACCCCAGAAGAAAUAAAACAUGAAAUUAUGCAGAACCUUCAUAUGGAUCCAGUGCAGUU